AUAAAAGGAUGGAGGACAGUUGGAAUCAGCGAGUUCGAAACGUUCAGUUGUGUUGACUAAAUACUUUUUCAGUGUUCAAGGAUGUCUCGAGGAGUUGUCCUUGUUGUCCUGGGGCUGCUCGCAGUUGCCGGGUCGGAAUCACCCCCCAAGAAAACAUUCACAAUGUGCGUCCCGGAAAUUCACGAAAAGGACUGCGUGAAGAUGAUGGAAGAGUCCACGACAAAGGGAAUUCCAAUAUCCUGUGUGACUGGAAGAGACAGAUUCGAGUGUAUCGAUAAAGUUGGCAGAAAUGAGGCGGAUAUUGUUGCCGUUGAUCCCGAGGACAUGUACCUUGCAGCUAAGAGCAAGUUGGCUGAAGAAGCUGGUUACAGUGUCGUCGAGCAGGUGAGGACGAAGGAAGAGCCCGACGAGCCAUACAGAUACGAAGCUGUUGCUGUGAUUCACAAGGACCUGGAGAUUAACGAUGUCCACGAGCUUCACGGCUUGAAAUCCUGUCACACUGGUGUUGGAAGAAACGUUGGCUACAAAAUUCCCAUCACAAAAUUAACCCAGAUGCAUGUUCUCGGGAAUAUUCAUGAUCCUGAGUACUCAGCGAGGGAGAAUGAGCUCAAGGCGUUGAGUACACUGUUCUCCAAGGGCUGUCUCGUUGGCAAAUGGUCGCCCGAUCCAACCAUCAACGCAAGACUAAAGGAGACCUACAGCAACAUGUGCGCUCUCUGCGAAAGACCGGAGGUUUGCGACUACCCCGACAAGUUCUCGGGGUACGAGGGUGCAUUACGGUGUCUGUCUCAAAACGGUGGAGACGUUGCCUGGACAAAGGUCAUUUAUGUGAAGAGGUUCUUCGGUCUGCCCGUGGGACGCGCUGUAAAGACAACCGCAACUGUCGACCCAAGUGGUUACAGGUAUUUCUGUCCUGAUGGCACCAAAGUUCCCAUCGAUGCAACCACCAAACCUUGCACGUGGGCUGCCAGACCCUGGCAGGGAUAUAUGACUAACGGAAAGGUUAAGGAUGUCAAUGCCAUCCAGGAGGAAUUGACAGAACUCGGUGAAGUCGGUGAAAAGGAACAUGCAAAUUGGUGGAAGAACAUUCUCCUCUUGGACGAUAAGACCCUGGCCGUGAAGACAGCCCCAGUAUCACCAAUUGAACACCUGACGAAUGCUAAGUACUUGGACGUAAUCGAGAGGAACUCUGGAGCUGUGGAAAGAACGGGUCGUUGGUGCGUUUGGGGAGACAAGAGUCCUAAGAAGUGUGAGGCGCUGGCGAAAGCUGCUUAUUCAAGGGAUGCGAGACCCCAGAUCGAGUGCGUCAAGAGAAAUAGUAGAGUUGAGUGUUUGGAAGCAAUGAGGGAUGACGCAGCUGAUUUCACCCUCAUUGAGGGAUCGAGUGUCAAACAGGCAGUUGAGGAUUUCAGUGUUAAACCCAUUGUUUCCGAGAGCUUCGGAACGGGACAGACUAAAUAUAACGAAAAACCAGCGGUUGCGGUUGUCAAGAAGAAUAGUCCAAUCAAUAGUCUCGCUGAUCUGAAGGGGAAGAAAUCGUGCCACCGUUACUGGAAGGAGGAUUAUGCCGGCUGGAUAGCUCCAGUGGGGGCUUUGCUCAACGCAAAACUCAUCAACUCCGACGAAGAGUUAUCUGAUUUCUUCUCAGCCUCUUGCGUACCUGGAGCCCCCUCGACAUCCAAACUCUGCGAGCAGUGCGCGGGAAGUGCUGGAUCCAAUGAUGAUCAAGUGAUUGCAGCCACUAAGUGUCAGCCCAAUCGCGCCGAAGACUUCAGUGGAAAAGGUGCCCUGAAGUGUCUGGCACUCAACAAGGGAGAUGUGGCCUUCGUUCCUUUGACUGAUGUUUACAAAUUACGUAAUGCGACAGAUUCAUACGGUUUGACUCUGGACGACCUCAAGCUCAUCUGUCCCAACGGAGGCACUGCCUCCGUCUCCGAGGGGGAGACCUGCAAUUUAGGUUUAGAACCACCUCAGGUUAUUGUGGGUUCUGGUGAAAAGUCUGCAAACGCCCUAGAGGAACUCACACAUGGAAUUAUUUCGGCUACAACUCUUUACAAUAAGAAGCCCGACCUCUUGCAGUUGUUCGGGGCCUGGGGAGGAGAGAAAAAUAUUCUAUUCCAGGAUGACACUAUUGAGUUGGUCUCCGUGGACAGUUCUCUCAACGUGAGGUACAAUGACUGGUCGAAAAUGCCGAAAUAAAAUGUUCAUGACAUUUUUCAUUCAUUCUUAUAUGAAUAUCUGUGUAUCGAUAUAUACAACUUUGCCCAUAAAAAUUAAUACACAAUGA
Diachasmimorpha longicaudata is the source of this 2287-nucleotide messenger RNA. Its product is annotated as transferrin. The record is from RefSeq and is a predicted model, not a curated record. The transcript is spliced from 9 exons. Bases 82 to 2199 code for a protein of 705 amino acids. Gene Ontology annotation, cellular component: plasma membrane; extracellular region; recycling endosome. Gene Ontology annotation, biological process: iron ion transport. Lineage: Eukaryota; Metazoa; Arthropoda; Insecta; Hymenoptera; Braconidae.